GUAAUGUCAAGUAGAAGAAAGAUAUUGUUAGUUUUGUGAAAUAAAUAUACUUAUUAAAAAUGUUAGCAUUGGCAUUUACCAAAAUUUGUAUUCGUCUUCAACGAAAUCGUAAUGAAACAAAUAUAUAUCGAUCGUUUUCAUUAAGUCGUUUUAUUUUUUUAAACGAACAAAAAAAGAAAGAAAUAAAAAUAAAACAAAAAGAAUUAAUGGCACGUGGUCUUCCAAAAGUGAAACCUUUAAAAGGUGUUAAACAAAUCGUUAUUGUAGCAUCUGGAAAAGGUGGAGUCGGCAAAUCAACAAUUGCUGUAAAUUUAUCAAUCGCUUUAAAAACUGUCGAACCACAAAAAUCUGUUGGUUUACUCGAUGCUGAUGUAUUUGGUCCAUCUGUGCCGUUAAUGAUGAAUAUACGACAGAGUCCCAUGAUUAAUAAUGCAAAUCUUAUAGAACCUCUUGUAAAUUAUGGAAUAAAAUGCAUGUCUAUGGGCUUUUUAAUUGAUAAUAAGUCUUCUGUAGUUUGGAGAGGAUUAAUGGUAAUGAAUGCUAUUGAUAAGUUAUUACAUCAAGUAGCAUGGGGUCCGUUGGAUUAUCUUGUCGUUGAUACUCCACCCGGAACAGGAGACACACAUCUUUCAAUUGUACAAAAUCUUCCAGUUGCUGGUGUAUUAUUAAUAACUACACCUCAAACAACAGCUUUAGAAGUGACUAGAAGAGGAGCUAACAUAUUCAAACAUCUAAAUAUUCCAAUUAUUGGAAUUGUGGAAAAUAUGAGCAGUGUUAUAUGCCCACAAUGCAAUAAUGAAAUAAUUCUUUAUAAUGAUGGAACUCGAAUGAUUGCAGAAGAACUUGGUGUACAAAUUUUACAAACUUUUCCUUUAUCAGAAGCUAUUAUGAAUAGUUGUAAUAGUGGAAAACCAAUUAUAUUAUCUGCACCAAAAAGUAUACAAACUGAUAUGUAUAAACAUUUGGCAGAACGUGUAAUUUUCUUUUUAACUAAACAACCAUUAAAUAUAAAAUAAUAAUUUUA
This is a messenger RNA of Apis cerana (Asiatic honeybee), 1024 nucleotides long. Its product is annotated as NUBP iron-sulfur cluster assembly factor, mitochondrial. Gene Ontology annotation, molecular function: ATP-dependent FeS chaperone activity; ATP binding; 4 iron, 4 sulfur cluster binding. Lineage: Eukaryota; Metazoa; Arthropoda; Insecta; Hymenoptera; Apidae. Gene Ontology annotation, cellular component: mitochondrion. Gene Ontology annotation, biological process: mitochondrial respiratory chain complex I assembly; iron-sulfur cluster assembly. The record is from RefSeq and is a predicted model, not a curated record.